This is a messenger RNA of Solanum pennellii, 402 nucleotides long. RefSeq lists its product as uncharacterized. The coding region runs from base 1 to 402 and encodes 133 amino acids. The transcript is spliced from 2 exons. The record is from RefSeq and is a predicted model, not a curated record. NCBI's taxonomy places the organism in Eukaryota, Viridiplantae, Streptophyta, Magnoliopsida, Solanales, Solanaceae.
AUGUCUCCUUACAAACUUGUGUAUGGGAAUUCUUGUCAUUUACCGACAGAGCAAGAACAUAGGUCUGUGUGGGAAAUGAAGAAGCUAAAUCUGGAUCGGGGUGCAACAUCUACUCAGAGGAUGAAUGACUUGAAUAUGAUGGAUGAGUUUUGCCUACAAUCCUAUGAGAGUUCUACCUUGUACAAAGAGAAAAUGAAGAGGUUGUGCUUUAUUCCGGGAAAACUCAAGUCCAAAUGGAAUGGACCAUUUUUUCUCACCAAAGUUCUCCCUCAUGGAGCGGUUGAGCUCGAAAACAGUGAAGGAACAUGGUUCAUGGUCAACAGUCAAAGGAUCAAGAUUUACAUGGGGAACGAGGAGAGUGUGCAAGAGGUUGUUAAGGACUACUAUCUUGAUGACAUAUGA